Naegleria lovaniensis is the source of this 2442-nucleotide messenger RNA. RefSeq lists its product as uncharacterized. Gene Ontology annotation, biological process: base-excision repair; single strand break repair. Gene Ontology annotation, molecular function: damaged DNA binding. The record is from RefSeq and is a predicted model, not a curated record. The coding region runs from base 1 to 2442 and encodes 813 amino acids. The transcript has 2 exons. NCBI's taxonomy places the organism in Eukaryota, Heterolobosea, Eutetramitea, Acrasida, Naegleriidae. Gene Ontology annotation, cellular component: nucleus.
AUGACCAAAGCAAGGCUCUACGUUUCGGGUGUGGAGAGAAAAGAUGAUCAAUUGGAUGCUUUUCAUGCUCCCGAAAAUAUUCUACUUGAUGAUGAUAGCUUCUUUCAAACAAAAGAUGAUACCAAAACAUGUUUUAUUUAUUUAGACAUUCUUGAUGAUAACUUCAAAAUUGAUAACGUGAUUGUCAGGAAUAAUGGGUCUGCUUUGAUUGAAGUAUGUGUAUCGGAAGAAGGCAAUGGGAAGUUUGAUGAAAGCAAAUCUCUUGUAUUACUUCCUGCCACACCCAUGCUAAACUUUCAAGAUUUGAAGACCAAAUCGAAAUUUAGAGAUCUCCACAUUUUCAAUCCAAAAUCUCUCUAUAGGUCUGCAUUGAUGAGACAAGCCGAAAAAGAAUUUAGAGGGUGGAAGAAGAUUCGCAUAAAAUUAACGUCAUCUUACUCUGGAAACUAUUUAGGUUUGACAUAUUUUGCUGUUGAAAAAGUAGAUUCAGAAGCAACCAAGACAUCAGAGCCAACAACGACUCCAAUCAUAAAAGGAGCAACAUUGGACAUUCCAUUACUUUCUGAUGACGAUGACAUGAAAGACGAAAACCCUCAAGAGAAAUUUGAACAAGCAAAAAAGAUGGCUCACACUAAACUCUCAGCCUCUCCCUCGUUAGACAUCAAGCCAGAUUUAACCAGCACAAAAUCAAGCGUCUCUUCUGCUUCCACUGUGAAGAAAAGGACAUUGCCAAGUGGUAUUACGGCAAAACCAACAAAAUCAUCAUCUCAAACUAAUGACAGUGAUGACAAUUCUGAGAAGUCUGACACUUCAAAAAAAAGAUCUAGAAAAAAGACAGAAACCAAAAAGAAGCCUGUCAAGUUUAAAUCAAUUGACGAUUUGGAUACAAGUGAUAAAUCAGAUAGCGAGAAAGACAAAAAAUCAAACAAAGCAGACAAAAAGAAAGCAACAACAAGAAAAAAGGCAACCAAGAAAAAGAAAUAUUCGUCAGAUCCAUCUGAUACUGAUGAUGAAGAAAGAAUGAUUGACGACGCCAGCGAUGCCGACGAAAAUGGAAAUCUAGCUGGUUUUGUAGUGAGUAACAAGACGACAAUUAAGGACAAAAAGAAUCUUAAAGAUGGACCCGUAACCUCAAAAGAAAACGUUCUUGUUGGUUGUGUUAUUGCAAUUAGUGGUAUCCAAAACCCUGAGAGAAGUGCAUUAAGAGAAAAGGCACUGGAAAUGGGUGCUGGUUAUAGACCAGAAGUACGGCCCGACAUUACACAUUUAGUUGCUGCAUUUGUUUCUGAUAAGGGCCGUGAAGCACAAAAGCAAGGAUCAAAAAUUGUCACUAAGGAGUGGAUUUAUGAUUGUUAUUCAAAAUUAAGACGAAUGAAUGAAAGAAAAUACUCGUUGGUAAAAGAUGAUUUAUUAAGUGCAGAUGAAGAGGAAGCAGAAGCAUCACUAGGAUCUGACAUUGACUUUGAACUGAGUGAAGACAGCUCUGAAAAGGAUAUGGAGGCGGAAGAUGGUGAAUAUGUCCCAAAGCGAAAAAAGAAAAAAGUGACUCGAAAAGCAGAACAAGCAAUAUCAGAUUCUAAAACAUCAGAAAAGAAGAAUGAAGGUAAAUCUGAUAAUCAACCAGAGACCAAAGAUUCUGACUCUUCAGAACGUAACAUUUCUCAAACUGAUACUCUUUCCAAGAAUGAUUCUGCAGCUGUGACCGCUACCUCAGAUAAUCCAAGGCCUUCACAUGAUCGAAGAGAAGUACCACAAGUAUCAACAACCUCUGUCUCAGCACCAACAGCUACUACUACAACCGUAGACAAGUGUGGUCUAUCUCCCUCAGAAGAACAAGAACUUUUGAGGUUUAAAAAGUUUUUUGAUGAAUCUCCAAGCAUGAAAAAGUCCUUUUCUGAUUUUAUCAGCCAAGACAUUUUUGAAGCUGCCACAAAUUGUGCCAAAGAAGGUGAUAUUAUGAUCUUUUUCGAGAAAUGGUCUCUAAAUACACCUAGCCCUAAAUUUUUGAGAAGCAUUGCUAAACUGGCAAUGGACGAGGAUGACACAAACAAGGAAGAACUUAUCAAUAGCAUUAAUAACUUGAAAAACAAGAUGCUGCAGUACAUUAACUUGAACUUGUCAAACAGCAAGCCAAACAUUGCCGAUGUGGAUCUUGAAGGACCCCAAGCUACAUUACCUUCUUUCUUUGAAGGAUGUAUUGUUUAUUUUGAUCCAGCAGUUAAGAAUCAAAGAGAAUUGAGGAGAUAUAUCAUAGCUUAUGGUGGAGAAAUUGUAGACGAUUUUAAUACAAGAAGCAACGACAUUACUCAUGUAAUUGUAAAUCCUGACUAUGAUGGAAAUAUCUUGUACAAUGAUAAGCGUAUUGUUGAUUGGAAAUGGAUACAGCAUUCUCACAGAAGGCUCAGAAAGUUAAACGAAGAAGCAUAUGCAGUUGGAGAUUAA